CGAGGGCAGAGCCGGCCCCAAAGGCCGCUGUGUCCCGGCGGGGCUCGGGAUCGCAUUCCCGGCUCUUCCCGGGAUUUUCCCGGGUUUCUUCCGGGCUGUUCCCGAGUUUCCUCCCUUUCACUUCUCCCUCUUCACCACAGGUGAAUUUUCCGGGCGGGAUUUAUGGGAUGGAGGCUCUGGGUGACCCCAAAGGGACCCGCAGCGUCCUCAGGGAUCACCCGAGGGUUCCAGAGCCUCGGGAUCCACCGGGAAUUCCGCUCCAGGCUCCCUUUUCCCAAUUUCGGGACCGGGAAUUCCGCUCCAGGCUCUUUUCCCCCUUUUCCCGGCCCGAAUUCCCGCUGGAAAGGAGCACCGGGAGCAGCUGUCGCCUUUUCCCGGCCCGCAUCCAGCGCGCCCCUCCCGGGGGGCUCCCGCGCAGCCAAUGGAAUCCCGAAUUCCCGGUUUUCCAUAUUUAUGAGGAAAAAGGGAGGGGGAGCGGGAGAGGCCAAUGAGGCUCCCGGGGUCGGGCCCAGGGUGGAUAAAUUGGGAAUUUUUGGGGAGAGCGGCGAAUUUCCUCCUUGGAGGCUCCGAAGAGGCGCUGCCACCCCGGGAAUUCCGGGAUUGAUCCCGGAUUCCCAUCCCGGAUCCGUCGCGGGACCUCGGGAGAAUCCAGGGAAAGUUUUUUCCUUCCUCCAUGGAUGGAUGAGCGGAGCGGAUUCCAAAUCCUGGGAAUACCUGGAGGAGAAACCCCGGAGCUUGGGAAUGGUGCGGGAUUCGGGAGCUGUCGGGAUCUGACCCCUGAGGGCUCCGGAGCCGCAUCCUGACCCCGAGAGCCCCAAAACCUCGGGAAAAACUCGAUCUCAUUUCUACGCCCCCGGCUGCUUUCCCGGAUCUGUCCCCUGGGGAGGUUUUCUCCCGGAAGACGGAAUUCCCAAGGAAAAUGCCCCAAUUCCCGGCUGGAAUGUGAUGGGAAGGAGGAUCCCCACGGGCCUUGCUGGGAGCUGGGGACGGGCACCCCAAAUCCGGGCGCUUCUGCUGAGGUGACCCCGAAACACCGGGAUCAGCUCGGAGGUGACCCCAAACCCCUGGGACCAGCUUGGAGGUGACCCCAAAACACUUGGAGGUGUCCCCAGAUCCACGGGAUCAGUUUGGAAUUGUCCCCAAACCCCUGGGAUCAGCUCAGAGCUGUCCCCAAAUCCCCAGGAUCCCUUUGGCUCUGUCCCCAAAUCCCCAGGAUCCCUUUGGCUCUGUCCCCAGUCCCCGGGGUCCCUUUGGCUCUGUCCCCAGUCCCCGGGGUCCCUUUGGCUCUGUCCCCAAUCCCCAGGAUCCCUUUGGAUCUGUCCCCAAAUCCCCAGGAUCCCUUUGGCUCUGUCCCCAAUCCCCAGGAUCCCUUUGGCUCUGUCCCCAAAUCCCCGGGGUCCCUUUGGCUCUGUCCCCAAAUCCCCGGGGUCCCUUUGGCUCUGUCCCCAAAUCCCCGGGGUCCCUUUGCCGCUGUCCCCAAUCCCCGGGGUCCCUUUGCCGCUGUCCCCAAUCCCCGGGGUCCCUUUGCCGCUGUCCCCAAUCCCCGGGGUCCCUUUGCCGCUGUCCCCAAUCCCCGGGGUCCCUUUGCCGCUGUCCCCUCUCCCCGGUGACAAUGAUGCUGAACUCGGAGCCGGCCGCCCUCGAGGUCCCCUCGGCGCGCCCCGAGCCCGAGCCCGCGUUCGGGGCCGGUGCCGGGGCCGCGGGCCCGGCCGGGAAGGAGCCGCUGAGCCGCGAGGAGCGGCGGCGGCGGCGCCGCGCCACGGCCAAGUACCGCACGGCGCACGCCACGCGCGAGCGCAUCCGCGUCGAGGCCUUCAACGUGGCCUUCGCCGAGCUGCGGCGGCUGCUGCCCACGCUGCCCCCCGACAAGAAACUGUCCAAGAUCGAGAUCCUGCGCCUGGCCAUCUGCUACAUCUCCUACCUGAACCACGUCCUGGACGUCUGACUGUCCGUCUGUCCAUCUGUCCAUCCGUGUGUCCAUCUCUGUGUCCAUCCCUGCUGCCCACGCUGCCCCCCGACAAGAAACUGUCCAAGAUCGAGAUCCUGCGCCUGGCCAUCUGCUACAUCUCCUACCUGAACCACGUCCUGGACGUCUGACUGUCCGUCUGUCCAUCCCUGUGUCCAUCCCUGUGUCCAUCCCUGUGUCCAUCCCUGUGUCCAUCCGGCCAUCUGCUACAUCUCCUACCUGAACCACGUCCUGGACGUCUGACCUGUCUGUUUGCCCGUCCCUGUGUCCAUCUGUCCAUUCCUGUGUCCGUGUGUCCAUCCCUGUGUCUGUCCGUGUGUCCAUCCGUCCAUCCGUGUGCCCACCCCGGCCCUGCUCCCAGGGGUUUGGAGCAGCAAUUCCAGAGGGACGGGGCCGCCAUUCCCAGAGGGACGGAAGAGCCAAUCCUGGCGGGCUGGGACGGCAAAUCCCAGAGGGAUGGAGCAGGAAAUCCCAAAGGGAUGGAGCAGCAAUUCCUGAGGAGCAGGAGCAGCAAUUCCUGAGGAACUGGAGCAGCAAAUCCCAAAGGGAUGGAGCAGCAAAUCCCAGAGGGUGGAGCCGCAAUUCCCAGGGAUUUGGAGCAGCAGUUCCUGAGGAACUGGAGCAGCAAUUCCGGAGGAACGGAGCUGUAAUUCCCAGAGGGAUGGAGCCAAAAUUCCCAGAGGAACGGAACUGCAAAUCCCAGAGAGCUGGGACAGCAAAUCCCGAAAGUUUGGAGCCACAAUUCCCAGAGGAGCUGGGACCAGAAUUCCCAGAGAACUGGAGCAGGAAUUCCUGGGGUCGGCUCCCCCUUUUCCCCCCAAACCCUUCCCUUCCCUCACCCCCCGUCUCUGUGCCAUGAG
Molecule: messenger RNA, 2826 nt
Organism: Vidua chalybeata
Lineage: Eukaryota; Metazoa; Chordata; Aves; Passeriformes; Viduidae
Gene: NHLH1
Product: nescient helix-loop-helix 1
Exons: 2
Coding region: 1613-1945 (110 amino acids)
Biological process (GO): regulation of transcription by RNA polymerase II
Molecular function (GO): protein dimerization activity; DNA-binding transcription factor activity, RNA polymerase II-specific; RNA polymerase II cis-regulatory region sequence-specific DNA binding
Source: RefSeq, a predicted model, not a curated record